AAAAUUUUUCGGUUCCAGAAACUCAAGUAACAUUAAGCGGAUUGGGUGCUGAAUAUAAUAAAACUGGUCUGGUGGAGGAAACCUGUGGUAUAGACAACUCUGCACUCGAUGAUGUUCAAGAAGGACCAUCCUUUAUUGAAACGUACCCAUGGUUUGGGGUUAUUGUGUUUCCACUUGAGGGUUUAAUAACAUCAUCUCCGGUAGUGUUGAUAACAAAACAAUUGGUUAUCGGCGCGGCUAUCGAAAUAGCAAAUCUACCCAAAGUCGAUUUCAGGGCUAGAACUAAAGUGAUACUCGGUACGAACUGCAAAGGACGUAGGCACAGCGUAGUAGAAUAUUCCUAUCAUCCGGACUUCCAGAAAAAUACAUACAGUUCACUCGUUUUGAUUCAAAUACAGCCGGACUUCGAAGUAGAGCUUCGGCCUAUUUGCGGACCUCCGAGUAUGAUAAAUAAGCCAGAUUUCUAUGCAGUUUCUCUUGCAGAAGAUUGCAUGUCGUCAGCAGUAGAAAUUUACAAAAUGUCAUAUGUUGAUACUAAAGAAUGCAGAUCGUAUUAUCGCAGAACUGGAUUAAAUGUCAAAAGUAUUUGGCCGAAGUACACUGUGUGUGCCAAAGCGCAUCGCGGGGGGGAGUGUCUUUGGCAGAGCGGAGUGUUCCUCGUCACCAAACAUGAAAAAAGAUGGAAGUUGAUUGGAUUCGGUGUCUACGGACCAGGGUGUUCGUCUCCCGCUAGGUUUUUAGACUACGGCAUGUAUCAGCAGUGGGUACGCAACAACAUACAGAGGAUCGGUCGACCUGCUAUUACCAGACUGGCUGGCAACCAUAUCGUUAUGAGAAGACGUUUAACAACAGUGCAAAGAUUUGGGCCGUGUGAUCCAGAAGAAACGAAAGUUGAAAUCUACACCGACCACUCCUCAAUACAACCUGUGAGCGCAAAACCUCGUAACGCCUACUAUAAUUUCACAAUCCUGGCUGGAUACGAGUAUUCAUGUAUCGUAUUUCGAGCCAACCAAGAUAUUGGAGAAGAACCAACGAUUCAUUUGAAAAGGAUGUGCAUAGCUAAACAUAUAGCUUGUUACCAAUUUACAACAUUGCAAAUCGAUUUCGAAGUUACCAUUGGUUACUUCGAUAAAGUUGAAUAUCAUAUUAAUGUAUAUGGAAUUGAACUGAAGCUAUUAGAUGCAAAGCGCAUGAAUGUACUCUCGAAUGCUAGACAUUAUCAUCCACCUAUAGAUAAAACGUAUACACCUUACAUUUACUCUGGAUGGGGUAUUGGAUAAAGCAGGAUAAGAUUUUAGAUAGAGAAAGAGAUGAUGACGCUAGCAAGAUUGUCUUUUGUUUCCUUCUCACUCUCCCUUUGAAUAUUUUGUUCUAUUUUUAAAUCAUUUAUGGAAGGUAUCAA
Molecule: messenger RNA, 1402 nt
Organism: Papilio machaon (common yellow swallowtail)
Lineage: Eukaryota; Metazoa; Arthropoda; Insecta; Lepidoptera; Papilionidae
Exons: 10
Coding region: 444-1280 (278 amino acids)
Source: RefSeq, a predicted model, not a curated record